Molecule: messenger RNA, 1800 nt
Organism: Nicrophorus vespilloides
Lineage: Eukaryota; Metazoa; Arthropoda; Insecta; Coleoptera; Silphidae
Gene: sub
Product: kinesin-like protein subito
Exons: 5
Coding region: 68-1675 (535 amino acids)
Biological process (GO): microtubule-based movement
Cellular component (GO): microtubule; kinesin complex; nucleus
Molecular function (GO): microtubule motor activity; ATP hydrolysis activity; ATP binding
Source: RefSeq, a predicted model, not a curated record
UUUUUUUAUGUAUUUGGAAUAAUUGUGUUUGUGGAAAGCAUUAAGUGUAAAUAAGUAAGUUUUAAUUAUGGACAGAACAUAUGAAGACGAUAUUGAAGAGAAUCAGAUGGACGUGUUUUUGCGUGUAAAAAAUGAGCAGGUGUGCAACAUGUAUGAGAUCGAGGAGGACGUGAUUACGUGCAGGGAUUUCGAUUAUUCGGACAGUCUGGACAAGCAAUUCAUGUUCACGCACAUAUUUCCACCGGAGACGAAGCAAGAGGAGAUCUUUGAUUCCGUAGUGAGACAGCGCCUUUGGAACUUCAUCCAGGGGCAAAGCGCGACUGUCCUGUGUUAUGGAACUUCGGGAGCCGGGAAAACGUACACGGUGAUGGGAAAAGUGAAAGCGCCGGGGAUAAUCCCGCGAAGUUUGAACUUUCUGUUCAAAACUCUACCGGAAUUGCCGAUGAAACCAAGCUUCAAGUUGUCCAAGACCGGAUUGAAGCCUGCAAACUUGGAGGAUGGUAAAGUCUUGAACGAGAUCAUAGCAAAGAACGCAGACGCUAAGACUUUCAAGAUGAUGUUAAAUGAGAUGACGUGCGAAGAGGAAAGUAUCAAAGUACCGGACGAUUUAGCGCCGGGCGUUUGGGUUUCGUUCGCCGAAAUCUACAACGAGAACAUCUACGAUCUGCUUGAUCUGAAAGAGCACAAAUCGAAGACGCGGCAAAAGCUGAAAUUGAUUAACAACAACGGUGUUGCUUACGUUCAGAACCUGAAGAACGUGUACGUGCCGACCGCCCAUCACGCUUUCCAAGUCUUCCAAUACGGCAUGACAAAGCUGCAGUACGCCUCGACAUCAGUGAAUUCCCAUUCGAGCCGAUCGCACUGCAUCUUCUCCAUAACGCUGGUUCACGCCCAGAGGCAGUGCGUGUUCAACUUUUGCGAUCUGGCUGGAACGGAGAGGGUCAGGAACACGCAGAACGCAGGAAAACGGCUGAAGGAGGCGAACAACAUCAACACCUCGCUGAUGGUAUUGGGACGGUGUCUGGAGGUGCUGAGGAAAGUGAGGAUCUCGAAGAGCGUCAAGCCGAUUCCGUUCAGGGAAUCGAAGCUGACGCAACUGUUGCAGCGCGCGCUUUUGGGGUACGAGGACCUCGCGAUGAUCGUCAACGUCAAUCCGGUGAAGGAGUACUUUAACGAGAAUCUGCACGUCUUUAAUUUCUCGGCGAUCGCCAAGGACAUCGUCGUGAUGCGGAAGCCGUCGAUCGUCGGAGGAAGGAGGAGCAGCAGCAGCAAUAUUUCGGAAUUCCAUGAUGCGACAGAUGAUUGCGUUUAUUGCGACCACACGGAUAUGAAAGAGGAGAUUUCAAGACUGAACGAGAUGAACUCUCGCCUCCUGGAGGAGUACAAAAUCCUGCAGGACGAGAUCGAGGUCGGGGAACGCAUGGUACGCAGACAGCUUAUCAAUGAGUUCGAACGUAUGAUUGCAGAGAUCAAAAGCGAACACGACAAAGAGAUAAACGAAUACAACUGCGCAUUGAGCGAGUUGAACAAGAAAUAUGAGGCACUCAGGAAGCAGCAGUUGACAGAGAAACGUAGAGACGAAUCUACCGACAGGUCUUCUUCGAUGUACAGCUCAGAUACAGAUAGUGUAAUAUGCUUGAAUACGUCCAGCGAAAGCAGCAGCAGCGAGUUUUAAAGCAUCGAUCAUUGAGAUUUUCAAUUAUAAAUUAAUUUUUUCCUCUUAGUGUUAAGUUUCUCAUCGAUAUUUGAUAUACAAGAAACGAAAAUAGCGCGCCGAUAAUAAGUUUAAAUAAAAAUUUU